UAAAAUAGAAAAAUAUAAUAUAAUUCAUUGCAAAACCAGGCACGUGCAUACUUUGUAAGGAAAAUUUCAUGGAGAGCCAUUUGUGGCUUGUUAGAGACUUCAUUGAUUUUCUCUUGUCAAAAAACCACAUUGAAUUUAUUGACCGAAUACAUAGUUCUUAGAUAUAUAUAUUGACAAUGGAUGCAGAUUUAUACGAUGAAUUUGGGAAUUAUAUUGGACCAGACUUAGCUUCUGAAAGUGAAGAUGAAAAUGAGUAUAGGAAUGCAGGAGAGGAUGGUGAAGAUCGAGAUCGCUCAGAUGAAGAAAUGGAGGAGGAUAAGGAUGAGUCUCGAGACCAUCCCGAACAAGCCAAUAUGACUGUUGUCUUGCAUGAGGACAAACGAUAUUAUCCAAGUGCAUUGGAGGUCUAUGGUCCUGAUGUUGAGACUCUCGUCCAAGAGGAAGAUGCCCAGCCUUUGGAUAAACCUCUGAUUGCUGCAACGAGGAAACCAAAAUUUCAGAUAAAACAGCAGCAACUUCCAGAUACAACAUACAGCAUUGAAUUUUUGUCCGAUAUGAUGGACGCUCCACAUUUAAUUCGAAACAUUGUGCUUCUUGGCCACCUUCAUCAUGGAAAAACGACACUCGUAGAUUGCCUUGUCCGGCAAACACAUCCUUACAUGCAUAGUGUCACAGAUGAGAAACCUCUCAGAUAUACAGACACUUUAUUCACAGAGCAACAACGAGGCGUAUCUACGAAAGCAACCCCAGUUACACUACUUUUGCAAGAUGUGAAAUCUAAAUCGUACUUACUAAAUAUAUUCGACACUCCAGGACACGUGAACUUUUCUGAUGAAGCUACGGCUGGCAUCCGAAUGUCUGAUGGUGCAGUCUUGAUAGUGGAUGCUGCUGAAGGUGUGAUGCUAAACACUGAAAGAUUACUAAAACACGCCUUACAGGAAAGGCUCGCUUUAACAGUGUGCAUUAACAAGAUAGGUGGUAUACCCUCCAACUCUGUAACGCCACGUUACAACACAUCAGGAAGAUAUGGCGUUCCUUAUCAACAGAGUACACAGAAAAACUGGUUGAGAGCAUGCCGAGAAGAUGCCAGGCCAUCCUCGAUGACAAUGGGGAUUGGACAAUAUAUUAAAUAAGUCCGCUGUGUAGGUUCUUGAAAG
Molecule: messenger RNA, 1157 nt
Organism: Cephus cinctus (wheat stem sawfly)
Lineage: Eukaryota; Metazoa; Arthropoda; Insecta; Hymenoptera; Cephidae
Product: 116 kDa U5 small nuclear ribonucleoprotein component
Exons: 5
Coding region: 177-1133 (318 amino acids)
Biological process (GO): mRNA splicing, via spliceosome
Cellular component (GO): U2-type catalytic step 2 spliceosome; cytosol; U4/U6 x U5 tri-snRNP complex
Molecular function (GO): GTP binding; U5 snRNA binding; GTPase activity
Source: RefSeq, a predicted model, not a curated record